UGAGGGUCACAGUGAGCUGUGAGCGGCUUCAGGGGCGUCUUUGGCAGUCAGCAACAUGGUGGAAGACAUCAUGACCAAAGUCAAGUACUACCAGACCGCCCCUCUUGACAGCUGCUUCCCCAACCAGAACCAGACCAAGAACUGUUGGCAGAACGACCUGGACUUCCACCGCUGUGAGAAGGCGAUGACUGCUAAAGCAGGUGCGGUCUCCAUGUGCAAAUGGUGCCAGUGUGCGUACAAAUCCCUCUGCCCCGUAUCCUGGGUGUCGGCCUGGGAUGACCGCCAGGCAGAAGCACGUUUCCUGGGAAGACCUGACCUGGCUGCUCCCCGCCUGUCCUCUGUCCUCCAUCCUUCUCCCAGGGAGGUGAAGGGGGACCUGGGUAUCUUCCACCCUGGGAUCCUGAGUCAUGGCUUAACUAACAAUAAAUACUUGUUGGAAUAGUGAA
Phyllostomus discolor (pale spear-nosed bat) is the source of this 446-nucleotide messenger RNA. RefSeq names its product cytochrome c oxidase subunit 6B1-like. The record is from RefSeq and is a predicted model, not a curated record. Gene Ontology annotation, cellular component: mitochondrial inner membrane; mitochondrion; respiratory chain complex IV. The transcript has a single exon. The coding region runs from base 56 to 442 and encodes 128 amino acids. Lineage: Eukaryota; Metazoa; Chordata; Mammalia; Chiroptera; Phyllostomidae.